UAAUCCAGUCCACUGAGUUUUCACUGGAGGCCUGACAAGCCUAAUAAUAUCUAAAGCAUCACUGAGAUAAUGUUUCCAAGCGACACCAUCUUGGUGGGUUUCUUGCUACCCGAGCUUUGCCUGGGUGUCAUAGGAAACUCAUUGCUCCUCAUGCUGUAUGUCUACAGCUUCUUAGUCAAAGCUCACUUUAGCAGACCCAUCAACCUUAUUUUCAUUCACCUUAUGAUAGUCAAUGUAUUGACGAUCAUAUUCUCUACGAUAUCAUAUGUCAUGGCGUCCUUCGGAGUAAGACAUUUCCUGGACGAUGCUGGCUGUAAGGCAGUUUUAUUUGUGUUCAGAGUCACCCGGGGUAUGUCCAUCUGCACCACCUCUAUUCUGAGCACAUUUCAAGCCAUCACCAUCACUCCCAGUUAUUCUAAGUGGGCGUGGCUUAAGCCUAAGCUCCCGAUGUGGACUUUCUGCUCCUUCCUGUUUUCCUGGUUCAUCAACCUGCUCAUGUAUGUGCACACCAUUAAGACUGUGAUAUCAAAAUUCAAUUACACGGAUGUUGAGUAUAGAUAUUCUCAUGUUUACUGUAAAAGAAUACCGAAUGACCCCAAUGAAGAUUUUUUCCUGAGUGUUAUCAUAAUAGGAGACGUCUUCUUUAUGGCCAUCAUGAUAUGGACCAGCCUGUAUAUGGUGACUCUCCUCUACAGACACCGCAAGAGAGCCCAGCAUCUCCACAGCAUAAGCCUCUCCUGCCAGCCAUCUCCUGAACGCAGAGCCACUCACAGCAUCUUGUUGCUGGUGAGCUGUUUUGUGUUCUUCUAUUGGUUGAACAACUUCAUCACCCUUUCUGGAUCUUAUAUAGAUGAAAGAAGGCCAACACUGGGGGCAAUUGUUGUGAUUGUGUCAUCAGUCUACCCCACUCUCUGCCCAUUUUUACUGAUGAGCAAUAAUAGAAUGAUUUCACAGUUUUUUUCUUCUUUAUCAACACUAAGAGCUACCUGUUUGCAAAGACCAUCCGGUGACUGA
Messenger RNA from Phodopus roborovskii (desert hamster), 1014 nucleotides. RefSeq names its product vomeronasal type-1 receptor 4. Gene Ontology annotation, cellular component: membrane. Gene Ontology annotation, biological process: G protein-coupled receptor signaling pathway. Lineage: Eukaryota; Metazoa; Chordata; Mammalia; Rodentia; Cricetidae. The record is from RefSeq and is a predicted model, not a curated record. Gene Ontology annotation, molecular function: pheromone receptor activity. Bases 70 to 1014 code for a protein of 314 amino acids. The transcript has a single exon.